Apaloderma vittatum (bar-tailed trogon) is the source of this 563-nucleotide messenger RNA. RefSeq names its product osteocrin (gene OSTN). Gene Ontology annotation, biological process: hormone-mediated signaling pathway. The record is from RefSeq and is a predicted model, not a curated record. The transcript has 5 exons. NCBI's taxonomy places the organism in Eukaryota, Metazoa, Chordata, Aves, Trogoniformes, Trogonidae. Gene Ontology annotation, molecular function: signaling receptor binding. Bases 39 to 440 code for a protein of 133 amino acids.
GGACCAUUAAGGUUGGGAUUGCUUGUAUCCAAUGCAAGAUGCUGCAGUUCCAGCUUGUUAUGGUGCAUUUGGCCCUCAUGAUUACCCUGCUGCGGUGGCAUUCAGGCUCCGUGCUCCUUGCUGAGGCAGCUCCGGAGCCUUUGGAGCCUUCUGCUGCUCUGGGCAUGGGAGCACAUCCCGCUGCCAGUGAAGAGAAGUCGGCCACCAACCUGGCAGCCAAAGUGUUCCUUCUUGAUGAGCUGGUGUCUCUGGAGAAUGAGGUGACCGAGACCAAGAAGAAAAGAAGUUUCUCAGGAUUUGGCUCCCCGAUUGACAGAAUUUCUUCGACCUCUGUGAAUGCUAAAAGCAAACAGAGGAAAGUGGUUGAGCUGCCUAAGAGAAGGUUUGGAGUUCCCCUUGACCGGAUUGGAGUGAGCCGUCUCAGCAACACCAAGGGUUAGCAGUUCCUGCAAGUGCUUCUAUUCUGAAUGAUUGAUAAUGUAUUGGAAACAUUACAGAAAUAUGGAAGAUGCAUCACAGCAGGUCUUGUCAUUGAUUAAUGAUACAACACUCAGCGAAUUGAC